Molecule: messenger RNA, 4478 nt
Organism: Gallus gallus (chicken)
Lineage: Eukaryota; Metazoa; Chordata; Aves; Galliformes; Phasianidae
Gene: RAB19
Product: RAB19, member RAS oncogene family
Exons: 4
Coding region: 72-716 (214 amino acids)
Cellular component (GO): trans-Golgi network
Molecular function (GO): GTP binding; GTPase activity
Source: RefSeq, marked validated
GGGCGGGGUACAAAGCGGCGUUACCUGGCCGGCAGGUGAGCCGCACAGGUGGCUGAGGCCCGGGCUGCGGGAUGCCGUUCUCCAGCUCCAGCGCGGACGACGCUUUCGAUUACCUCUUCAAGAUCAUCCUGAUCGGGGACUCCAACGUGGGGAAGACGUGCGUGGUGCACCGCUUCAAGACGGGGCAGUUCUACGAGAAGCAGCAGAACACCAUCGGAGUGGACUUCACCGUGCGCUCGAUGGAUAUCGACGGCAAGAAAGUGAAGAUCCAAGUGUGGGACACAGCCGGUCAAGAGCGCUUCCGGACAAUAACCCAGUCCUAUUACAGGAGUGCCCAUGGAGCCAUUCUUGCCUAUGACCUUACUAGGAGGUCCACGUUUGAGUCUAUUCCUCACUGGGUUCAUGAAGUUGAAAAGUACGGUGCUGCGAACUUGGUCAUGAUGUUAAUUGGGAACAAAUCGGACUCGGUGGAUAAGCGACAAGUCCUGUUUGAAGAUGCCUGCACGCUGGCUGAGAAGUAUGGGCUCCUAGCUGUAUUGGAGACAUCAGCCAAAGAAGCUCAAAACAUUGAAGAGGUGUUUGUGUUGAUGGCUAAGGAGCUGAUAGCCCGAAAUACCCUGCAGCUUCAUGGAGAGAGUCCUCCCAACAGCGUCUACCUUGAUUCCAGGCCAGUGAUCACCAGUCCAAGUGCAGAGAAGACGCAGUGCCUUUGUUGAGCGCUCUCUUCAGGAACAAAAAGUUGGAAGUCAUCAUUUUUUCUGAGGCUAUGUUUGAUCUCAGUUUAAUUCAGAUGAUGGAAGUUUGCUACAUGGCCUCGAGCCAUCUCUCAUAUUUCUACCUUGCAGUUUGGUGUGUAAGUAUCUUCAGAGAUCACUGUUGCUGUUGGCAGCACAGGUUGCUUUGAACGUGGCAACUGAUACCUUAGCAUGAACUUGUAAGCUGAGAGAGCUCGGGAAGCUGCCAGCCCUUCCCUUAACCAAAGAGAACUGUAAAAAAGAGAUUGCCUUUAACUGUAUCUUUGAGACAUUUCUCUGGCUAUGUCAGGAGAUAAAUUUGCACUAGAGCCUGCAUUGAUUUGAUUCUUCUGAGAUGUGCCGUCUGCUGUGGUGCAAGCUCUUCAGCUAGCAGCUUUAAAAUGUGAUAUGCUUGGACAGCACUAACCCACUGCUGCCUUGCCUUUCAUUUAGGGGAGGGCCUGAUGUCAGACACGGAGCCACCCAUGCCAAGCUAUUAAAUACCAACAUUUGUAAGAGGGUGCAAUUUCACAACUGUAUUACUUUCCUUACCAGACAAACCUGGACUCAUCCUCAAUGCUUCAAAGCAGGCAGAAUAUGGUAUGUUAGGGUCCCCACCUUCUCCCAGGAGUGAGAGCCACUGUCUUUCGUUUUGUUCUUGAAUUAUAAGAAUGGUAACUAGUAGUGAGCUGUCUUGUUAUACACAGAGUUAUUAGGAGUACUGAAGCUUCUGAGGCCACAGUAGCCUCCAUUAAUGCUGGGGUGAAAGGACUGCUUUGUUUUCCUAAGCCUGUCUUGCUUUUGAUGUACUCAUUUUAAUCAAAAGCUGACUGUUAGUUUGUGUGAAAGUGCAACGGUAGAGCGUGCCUGUAGAUUUUUUUCAAAGGCGUGUGAAAGAGGGGAUUCAGGUCUGUGUAAAACAGCAACAAGGAGUAUGGUUUGACAAUGCAACCUCACCUUAGAGCAGUGAAGGGAUGGGUGUUGAGCACAGAAGUACAUACGCUACUGCCUGGGAGACUUAACCAAACAUCUUGGUGAGCAGUGGAAGAUUUUGUCUUGUCCCUCCCAAGCCUUCAGAUUACACAGUCCACAUGCACUGAAGUGUAUCACUUAAGCUGUUAACGUUUAAGCUACGAACUAGAAAUCAUACUCUAUAAUGAUAAAAUGCAGUCUGGGUUACAUGGAAAGAAGCUUUGGGAAGGCGGGCAAGCUGCCACUUCAUGAGAUGGCACUUUACCUAUGUUUCACAAGUUCCUGAAAAGGAGGGAAAAAGAUGUAGCAAAUCCUUCUGGAAAAGCUGGUCUGAAAAGCACAAAAAAAUAGAGUAAAUCAUCUAUUUAGUCUUGAACAUAUUUCUAUUAUUAUUGCUUGCUCUGGCCAGGCUCUCUGCUACUGCACGCUAAGAACAGUGGUUAAUUCAGCUGCCUGUAAAGGGAGCAGAAAGCUGCACAGCUCAGGCUUGCAGUUGAGCUGUUGUGCUUUGUUCUGCACUGUUCCUUUCAUUUGUAUGGGUGUAAUGGUCUAUCUUUUUUUCAACAAUCUGGGCUUAAAUACCUACCCUGGCGCUCACCUUUGUGCAACUCAAACAGGAGUGUGUGCUCUCCUUUGGUUGCCUCUGCCUGGUGCCUUUCAGAAGCCCUGUAAGCAGUUAUAGGGAAUGGUUCCCACAGGGUCACUUUUCAUUCGCAGGAGGAGCUUAGAGUGAGCUGCAGCAGUUGCUGAGUUCUUCAGACUGCAGAUUAAUAGACUUAUUCAUGAGGUAGUACCUGACAUGAAGAAAACUAUCGAGUCUGUUAACAAGCUUUAUUCUGUUGUUCUGGAGUGUGCAAUAGCAACCAUUACAUGUGUAACUUUUGUCAGUGCCUUUCUCCAUCGCAGCAAAUGAAAGUGUGCAGCUGCUGCCCAUGCAAGUUAACCAAGAAACAUGUUAACCACUGCAGAGCCUUGUGUUCCCAUUUUUGCUCUUCCAGCAUCAUACAUGGAUCCAGUGUACUUCCUGAUGGCAUCACUAACGUGCUUGUAGCAAAGGUAGCUCUGUAAAUGUUGUUUACAGUGCUAUGCUACAAAUCACUACUGUCCCACAGUUGCAAGAGCUGUGCAUCCAGCUGGAGGAGGUGCUCGUUUGUUUUUACCUACGUGGAAGAAGUACUCAAACCGCAGCUGUCUGAAUUUGCUGUUGCACAUUCUUUGCACUGACAGCCACACCCAUGUCACAUGAAAUAGAGGCAGCACCUCCUCAAGCAGCAGGGCAGAGAACUGAAAGGAUUCUCAAAUGGAGCAUGCACUGAAACCUCUUAGAAGCUGACUGGCUUAAAAGUAAGCAUAAUUACAACCCAGUGAGGUGGAAGGCAUGUGGCACUGCUUAUGUGGUCACACUUUUCUACAUACAUAAGGAACAGGCUCUUAAUAGCAAAAGCUGAGGUUCUUGCCUAAUCAUUCUACUUAAGUAGAGUUGGAAAGGAGACCAAGAAGGCAUGGCUCAGGCCCAGAUGUGGUACAGAGCUCUGUCCUGGAGCCUCCUUUCAGGAAGCAGAUACGUGCCAGUGCUUUGGGACAGAACUGAAGCUACCUGUUUCCCCUGUAAGCAAGCGUUCUAACCACAGCUGCUCCUCCCCGGCUCUCUUUUAUGAAGGAGGGCUGCUAAUGAAGUCGAGGUCUACAUACGCAGAACACAUUCACAUUCAACAGAGGGAGAUUUAGUACUCAACACUUUCUACCAACUCCUGAAGCCAUUUUCCAAGUGUAAGGACCACAACCACAACAGACAAUGCUGGGAUAUACAAGUAGAGUUGCUUUAUUCAGAGCAAGAACCUCUUUCACUGAGAAGUACAUCAACUUUCAAUAGGGACUUACAUUUCAUUGUUAGCUUAAGACAGUUAGGGCCUUUAAAGUCAUUUACUGCACUUCAGUGAUGUUCCAAAACCAGCCUCAGCUUAGCUGCCCACAAAGGCCUUGUCUAUGUGAUCACAUUAAGCUGCUGGCAAGGAGGUGUGGACAGUGGCUGGACUGCAAAUGACAAAUAGCAUACCUGUGGGUAACAGCAACAAGUCAUGGCAACAAGUAAGGGGCAGAAACUUAAUAUACUUACAACUAUUUGAGCCAUACAGCACAGUCCCAUAUUAUCUCUCACUCCCAAGAACCGUGUGGAUUCCCUUCCUUCAAGCUGCUGCAGCAUUAAUAAUGCCAUGUAGACAAUCUCCAUUCUAAACAGGAGACACUGUACCUCAAGUCAUGCUCCAAACAGAAAUUCAUGUUGUGUCUCCCAUAACAGGAAAGAGUUACUAUGCAUUUCCUUAAUUGAACAGGCCUCUCAGAAGCAACAUUGCAAUACACGUUGUUGUAAUCAGGAAAGAGCAGCACUUAAAAGGAUUGUAAAGAAGCAGAGGCCCUGAUGAACUGAAGCAGCAGUUAAGCUGUUAAGAAGUGCCCUUUGCUUUUACAAUUGCAAGCAGACCAACUAGAGCAUGCACACCCUCCACAAUUACCAGCUGGUACAAAAUUUCAAACGAAAUCAGAAGUAUAUAUUCCUGCACAGGGACUGCAGCCAAGGCACUUCAAAUGACAGCAUGCAUCUUUUUUUCCUUCUCAAUACUUCUCUCAACCUUUUUCACCUCAACGCUGCUAUGAAUACUCUCAUUGUCCUCUCAAUCUAUUCGGUUUCUCUAUCUUGGGAACUUACUUACUAUGUACUACAUUUUCUUUUUAAGUGUUACACUCUGUUUUCACAUUAAAAGUUGAUCUUCA